Messenger RNA from Quercus lobata, 1366 nucleotides. Its product is annotated as transcription factor JUNGBRUNNEN 1-like. The transcript is spliced from 3 exons. The record is from RefSeq and is a predicted model, not a curated record. NCBI's taxonomy places the organism in Eukaryota, Viridiplantae, Streptophyta, Magnoliopsida, Fagales, Fagaceae. The coding region runs from base 82 to 1047 and encodes 321 amino acids. Gene Ontology annotation, molecular function: DNA binding. Gene Ontology annotation, biological process: regulation of DNA-templated transcription.
CAUAUUCGAAGUCUCAUAAGGUUGUCUCCUACCAAGGAAGGUAAGAGAUCGAUCGUGAUCUCGUGUGUGUGUGAGGAGAAGAUGAGUAACCAAGGUACUAGUCAGCUGGAGGAUGAAGUUGAUCAAUUGCCCGGAUUUCGAUUUCAUCCGACGGAUGAAGAACUCGUCGCGUUUUAUCUUCGCCGGAAAGUUGACAAGAAAACAAUCAGCAUGGAGCUCAUCAAACAGAUUGAUAUCUACAAACACGAUCCAUGGGAUCUUCCAAAAGCAAGUGGUAGCACUGUGAAAGACACAGAAUGGUACUUCUUUUGCAGAAGAGGAAGAAAGUAUAGGAACAGCAUAAGACCCAACAGAGUCACAGGGUCUGGAUUUUGGAAGGCAACCGGGAUUGACAAAUCAGUAUACUCAAUGGGAGGAGAAGGCCGCGAUUGCAUAGGACUCAAGAAGACAUUGGUAUACUACCGUGGAACUGCAGGGAAAGGCAGCAAAACUGAUUGGAUGAUGCAUGAAUUUCGCCUUCCUGCACCCAGUGACACCAACAACAACACCAACACUAACACCAAGCUUGACAAUGCUAAGAGUGCUGCCCAAGAAGCUGAAAUUUGGACUCUGUGUCGAAUUUUCAAGCGAAACUUGUCGCAUAGGAAGUACACACCAGACUGGAGAGAAUUAUCUACUAAACGCCAUGCUGACACAAGAUCUAAAGCAUGCAGUGGAGAGAGCUCCAACAAUCGAGAAAGUUAUAUUAACUUUGGUGCUCCAUUCAUAUUUCAAAAUGAGAAUUAUAAUGAGAUAAAGACUGUUAAUCAUAUUAAUAAUGAGAGCAACCAGCUGCAUGUAGGCCAGUUGAGCAGCUCGAUAGCUCAACCUCCACCAUCAUCCUCCAUAGCGCAACCUCCGUCAUCAUCCUCCAUAACUAAACUUCCAUCAUCCCCCUCAAGCUUUCCAAUUAAUCCAGUACCAGAUGCGAAUGAGUUCUUCGCAUAUGAGAAUUGGGAUGAGCUCAGAUCAGUUGUAGAGUUUGCUUAUGAUCCAUCACUUAUGUAAAUAUUUGUCUAAUUAUAGUCAUGUCACAUAUGGAUUGCACUAGUUAUGCAGUGUUUUUUAAAUCACUUUAUUAACUUAAUGCUUUGGAGUGGAAGAAGCUGAUCUGCCAUGGUGUUCAUAAGUCCUGACUGAAGCUACAGACUCUAUGUUUGCAAUUCCAUGGUCAAAAGUUCUAUUGCUUAACAGGUGCAAGUUUUACUUAAAAGAAGUUAGAAUUCUCUUUGACUUGAUAAAUAUUAUCUUAUUCUUGUCUUUGUAUUCUCUUUUCAAAGUAAGCUUUAUUUCCUUUGACCAAGAAUCAACGUGGAUUGGAACCAUU